Molecule: messenger RNA, 1487 nt
Organism: Pararge aegeria (speckled wood butterfly)
Lineage: Eukaryota; Metazoa; Arthropoda; Insecta; Lepidoptera; Nymphalidae
Product: zinc finger protein 37 homolog
Exons: 5
Coding region: 352-1380 (342 amino acids)
Biological process (GO): regulation of transcription by RNA polymerase II
Cellular component (GO): nucleus
Molecular function (GO): DNA-binding transcription factor activity, RNA polymerase II-specific; RNA polymerase II transcription regulatory region sequence-specific DNA binding
Source: RefSeq, a predicted model, not a curated record
AAUAGAAUCAUUAAUAUUUUGUAUGUAAAACUUCGUGUAAUAGAUUUGUGUUUGUUUUUUACUAAUAUGCGCCAGCCUAAUUCAUGAUUGUUGCCUUGAAAGUGUCGUGUUAGGUGACCAUUGAAACAUAAGGCUCGGGAUAUUCCAGACCGGGGUCGGGUUGAGGCAAGACAUCCACUGCGAAUGCGGUGUUGCGUGCCGCCCUGCAGCAACACCGCGGACAAUGCGCCCUAACCCACGGCAGACAGAGAGGGGCAAAGACUAGGCGAUUACUCAUUACGGAUAGCACUCUAACAUUUAAAAACAGUAAACCAAACAGAAUACCAACAAAAGUGUAACUCACUGUCAACAAUGCUAGGAUCUGACCCCUGUGACAUAAAUGAUUUUCACAUAGAUAUUCCUUUUGAAGACCUACUGACAGAAUUAGAAGAAACUGAUCUCUUUCGAAAUGAAGAUCUCAAACAAGCUGAAACUUUAAAUAAAAAGUUUGUAAUAGCAUUCGAAAACGGAGAAAUAGAAGAAGAACAGUCUCCAGACGAAAAUGAACUACCUACCUUUGGAUGUACAAAUUGUUACGAGGAAUUUAUCCUCGAAAAAGAAUAUAAUGAGCAUGAUUGCAUGCAUCUUCAGAGCGGAGAUGGAGAAAGUAAUGAUACUGAAAGCUCCAGAUGUGAGACCUCCAAUGACACUGAAAUAUGGCAAGCACUUCAAGAUUUGGAAGAAAUCCUUUACCCUGCCGCAGACUUGCCACAAGCCCCAGUUCCAGUCGCUCCUCAGCCCAUAGAAGUAGAAGAAGUUGAGAAUUUCGAAAUAAAAGUGCCGCCAGCUGAAGAGACCCCCCCAGCACAACAUGUUUUAAACCACGCCGGAAUAAACGACAAACAACCGGAAAACAACAUUAGAGCAAACAUAAACAUAAAUCCUUCAUACACAAAUUGUGUAUUUAUUUUGGGUGAUGUGACACUCAAUAUCAACAACGUAUCAAAAGCUUCCCAAAGCAAUGACGCAAGCGAGACUGACGAAACGGCGUCGGAGACAGCUGUAGCGAAACCCUUCCAAUGCCACGUAUGCGACUACAAAGGCACAUAUUAUCACAAUUUCAGGAGGCACGUAAAAACGCAUUCGGGCGAAAAACCCUAUUCCUGUAAGUACUGCGACUUCAAAUGCGCACUCAAACAUGGUUUGGUGUUGCAUAUGCGAGCGCAUUCCGGCGAAAGGCCGUACUCGUGUAAACAAUGCGAGUACAGAGGUUCAAAUUCAUACGCACUGUUGACGCACGUACGGACGCAUACCGGCGAAAAACCGUACACUUGUAAGAUAUGCGGGUACAAAUGCGCACAUAGGAGCACCCUGGUGUUGCACACGAAAAGUCACAAAUAGUAGUGUUCUUUACUAACACAUGCUAACAAUAUGCCGAUAAUAUGUAUGCGGACAGUAAUUUAAAAUCUAAAAUGUAUCUAUAUAGAAUGUUCGUAAUAUAUAUACUA